AUUUGCCAUUAAUCUAAUAUAAUAAGUUAGUUUUCCUCUUACUACCAUUUAUUUUUUCUCUCUAAUUUUCAGGAACCAAGGGCAGCUGUGGAACAUGCUGAAAUACAACUGACAUAAGCAAUACUUGAGAACGAAACACUUCUUAUUCUUCGUAUGACAUAUGGUCAAAACAAGGGAUCAGUUUUCUGUCGAACCAUUUGUUAAAAGCAUUCCAUUGAGUGAGAUCAAAGGCUAACAGAUUUGCUCAUCUUGUAGCUCUCAUUGACUGAUUCAAGUGGGGAUUAAAUAGAUUGUUGUGUAAGUCAGCAUAUAAAUAUGGAUUAUAACAUAUAGCACAGUGCCACCAUCUUUGGUCACCCAUGAAUAGGACUGUAUCAUAUAUGGGAUAUGAUGUCAUUAUGAACAACACCGUGCAGAAUGACGUCACAAGUGAACAUAACUGGGGCGUUUUAUUGUUACUUCCCGUGAUUGUGUUCGGAGUUGUGGGGAAUAUUCUCGUCUGCAUGGCGGUCGUCAUGGAGAAGCGUCUACAGAGCGUGACCAACUACUUUUUGUUGUCGCUCGCCAUCACGGAUCUGCUCGUCUGUUUUGUCGUUUGGCCGCUCAGCAUUCUCAACGAGUUUGCAGGUUACUGGCCGCUGAACUUUGCGCUGUGUGACGUAUACACGACGUUAGACGUGCUAAUGUGUACGUCAUCUAUCCUCCAUCUUUGUACCAUCUCACUGGAACGAUUCAUUGCCAUCCGAAAUCCGCUGGCAUCCAGAUCACGGUCAAAAACAACAACCAGAAUAAAGAUUCUGUUGGUAUACGUCGCUGCCUUGGCCAUCAGUAGCCCCAUUAUGAUUUUGGGGAUCGUCGACCAUAACAACAUCCUCAAAAACCACCAAUGCGUGCUAAGUAACGAUAACUUCAUCAUAUACGGGAGUGUAAGCGCGUUUUACAUUCCGCUAACUAUUAUGGGGAUUCUAUUUGGCAUGACGAUACAGCUAUUACGAAAACAGUAUAAACUGUGCAACCCGAAUCAAAUUCGCGAUGGUGAGAUUCUAAUAAGACGGAUACAAAGCAGUAGAACCACGAGUUUCAAGAAGCGAUGGAAAGAACUGCAACAUGAACAGAAAAAGCCGCAUCGACAACAAGAAUCCUCAAGUAGCAGUUCUAAUCAAAGUAGUCCAUCCAAGAAGGAGCAGAGUAGGCCUUUGAUGACAGACUGUGUACAGCCAGUAUCAGGUACCAGCAAGUCUUUAGAGAAAAACAUUCAGUAUCCAAUAGCUGGACAAUCGUUCGACAUGUCUCAAUCUGAUGAAUACCGGUUACAAAGCUUAGAGAGAAAUCGUGAAAACGUCAUUCCUAUUGAUGAACUUUCGUCAGAUGAAGGAGUAUCUCAUUCACAUUCCGGGGAGACCAAUAAAUCCUCCCUACCUUCUAUUUCACGGCCUUUUUCCUGCGAUGUAGGCCCACUAGACCAACGGUAUAAUGAUUUAAACGACAAUGAAGCCAAGUCAGUGACACAAACGUUCAGUGCUCCUGCAGAGCUGCACUCAAUACGUCGCCAAAUUUCAAACUCAGGCUCACAAAACAGUUCUGUGGGGAACAAGAAAGACUCAGUAAAGCAAAAACAAGUGAAAAACUCUGUAAAAACCGAACAAAAGGCCAGCAAAACGUUAGGAAUUCUGUUUCUGUCUUUUGUGGUGUGUUGGGCACCUUUCUUUAUUGUGAAUAUUCUCACAGUGUUGUGCAAAUCUUGCGUAUUUGAUCGAGUGCUUAUGACAACAGUUCUGUACCUGGGGUACAUAUCCAGUACCUUGAACCCAAUAAUUUACACUGUAUUCAACAAGACGUUUCGGGCCACCAUGAUCAAACUGUUAAAGUGUCAGUACCGGGCUAUUCAGAGACCAAUGAGAAUUAAGGCCAUUUGUGUUGGACUUACUUACACACCCAAAAUGUACAAAAAUAAUGAAAAUGUUCAAAUACCGUUAUGACUUUGUUGUUUUUCAAAUAUUGGUCUGUUCCGCAUAUUGACAAAUAUAUUAGAAUGUUUUAUUAAUGUAAUAAAAACAGCAUAGAAAAUAUACCCUAGAAAUUUCUCUAUAAACAUUAUUUGAAAGCUUCCACAUUUCGUAAUGAUAACAGAAGAUUGCUCAAACAAACCAUUUCGGUGCAACAUUUUCAGCCUUUCUUGUAGAUUGUUCUUCAAUUAAAUCUGCCUAGUCCGUCAUAUGAGCACAGAUUAACAUUGCGCUAUAUUGAAAUCUACCAGCUGUAAGCUUAUCGUAUAGCAAAAUACUGUAUUACAUCAGUGCUUUGUUACCUUAGCGUUUAUUGUUUAAGUUUACUUUGCAUGUAACUUGCUUGUACAAUCUAUGUUACGGACUUUUGUGGUGGAUACUGUGCGUCAUGUUAAAACAUAUGAAACGUACUUCCAUUUUAGCCUUGUGCUAUUCGUUCUGAUAUUCUUUGUACAUUUUUGUUGCAUUGUUUUUUUGUAUGUUUGUUUUUGACCUUUUCAAGGGCACAAUUUUGCAUUGAGAGUAGGGCAAGUUAAAAUGAUUGCACAGAGUGGAAUAAUGUUUUCAGUAAAAACAGUUAUACGGUCUUAUGUGAAUAUCUAAUUUAAUGCUGAAACUGUUUGAAAAUUAGGAUUUGUAAGGAGAAACCUGGCCACUGCUGUCUACGUUUUAUUUCAUUUAUUACAGUUGGGUCUUAUUACCUAUGGUCCUCGUUUGUCCUGAAAAUGAUACGUUGUAUGGCUACUACAUUAUAAAUAGAAAUGAUAUGAUUCCGUAUUCCAAUUACCUUGAAAUUUUUCCCAGAUUCACUCAUUUAAACACAGCACUCUGCAGCCCUCUUAAUAUUAUCAGCGAAACAUUGUUAUAAAACAUCGUGAGAAAAAUCAAUUAAUUCCUUGAUUAAAUUAUUGUCACAAAUGCAAUUGAAUGUACUGCUUCUAUAUUCAAAUUUAACUUCGACUGAUUUUUCAUCUACUGAUUUUGUUUAGAAAUAUUCCGAUUACAAAACGGAAUCAGAACUACCAAGGAAUUGAGGUCAAACAAUACGACCCUUGAUAACGCUGGACUGGGUUGGACGAACAUUAUCCUUUUAACAAUUUUCAUAUAAAACUGGUAUGACACCAAAGGUAGUACAUUUUUUUGUACCUAGUAUAUGACGCAUUCGCAGUUCAGUUUAAAGUUUUGUUUCUUGAAAACAAUCUCGUUUUUAGCAUUGAUAGUUUUUCUUUUGAUGAUGUUAUUUAUUGUAUUACAAUUUGUCAAACGUGUAUGCAUUUUGUUUUUGUGCCAAUUUAAAAUUAAGAUACUAUUGUAACUAUACUGUAUAGUUUAAUAUAUUUUCCUAGUCAUUUCAUAUACGUGAUAAAAUGAACAAAACAUUUAUGUACAUACUUUCUUUUGUUUUAAAGUUUAUAUGUAAAUAAUUUCUAGUUUACAUAUUUAGAGAUUUUGAA
Messenger RNA from Mya arenaria, 3460 nucleotides. RefSeq names its product 5-hydroxytryptamine receptor 2A-like. Gene Ontology annotation, cellular component: dendrite; membrane. The coding region runs from base 360 to 1979 and encodes 539 amino acids. Lineage: Eukaryota; Metazoa; Mollusca; Bivalvia; Myida; Myidae. Gene Ontology annotation, molecular function: G protein-coupled serotonin receptor activity; serotonin binding; neurotransmitter receptor activity. The transcript is spliced from 3 exons. Gene Ontology annotation, biological process: G protein-coupled receptor signaling pathway, coupled to cyclic nucleotide second messenger; serotonin receptor signaling pathway; chemical synaptic transmission. The record is from RefSeq and is a predicted model, not a curated record.